This is a messenger RNA of Linum tenue, 2085 nucleotides long. NCBI's taxonomy places the organism in Eukaryota, Viridiplantae, Streptophyta, Magnoliopsida, Malpighiales, Linaceae. The record is from the annotation of a GenBank genome assembly.
UCUGAGCACUCUCUAUUCUCUAAUUCGUGAAUAAUAAAUUAUUAUAAACCUCACUCUCUCCCCCCCGAUUCUUCUUCCCCAAUCUUCCCCGUCGCUUCCUCUCCCCCACUCCUCCUUCCGGCGAAACCCCACUUCUUUCCCAACUACGCCGCCGCUGCCCUAAACAUACAACCCCGCCGCUCCGCCGUAUCCCGGUGGUGCAUUUCCAUCCCCAUACAUCCUCGUUCUACUCUAAACCAUCCCUUCGACAAUGGCGGCAACUCCCGUCCCUGAAUCCGCCGAUGGCCCCGUCCUCAGCCUAAUCAACAAGCGCCUCCGCGCCCUCCGCAAGAAGCAGAACCGAAUCAUCCAGAUGGAAGAGUCCGUCGCCCAGGGGAAGGCACUCAAUAACGAACAAAGGGAAGUCCUCCGCUCCAAACCCUCCGUCUCCGCCGCAAUCGACGAGCUCGAGAAGCUCCGCCAGCCUCUCUCCGUCGCCGUCUCCGAGGAAAUCGAGCUCGCCAUCCAGCGGCACCGCACCGAGUCUCAACCCUCCCCCGAUGUCCCCGCUGCUGCUGCUGCUGAUGUCGCCGCGGCGGAAGAGGAGAAGAGUGGCGAGACCGAGCGCAGAGAAGAAGAGGAGGGGAGUCAGCCCGAAGCUUUCGAUUCCAUGGUCGGGGAUCUCUUGAAUUUGUUGUACUUCGGGGCGCUGUUCGACGUGAAGUCGCAGAACGAUUUCACGGCGACUAUGUUGAGCCGGACGCACGAGAGGGGCUGCUGCUUGACCUACGAUUAUGUGACGGACGAUGCCACCGAUCUGCUGAGCGAGAGAGAUUUGGACAUGAUUUCUACUCUGAGUGGGUUGCUCAUCUCCCGCCCCGUGGAUUCGAGCUUGUCCCACAAGAAUGCUCUGCAGCGGUGCGUUGAGCACGCCAAGUUGUGGCUGGCCAAUGCGGAUUGUCCAGUCGAUGACAAUGCCGGCAUUUCCUAUGCAGGAUUGAGGGAGAGGCUCAACAAGAUUAUGGCUUCUGACUAUUUUACAACCUCCCCUGAAAGGAAAGCCUCCGCUGAGGUUGCUGCCGCGGCUGCUGCUGGCAAUUACGUUCAUUUCCAAGUACCGGUGCACGGAAUGCCCAUUGCAGUUCCUGUUCAGGUUGAAAGCCAUUCUGUGGAUUACCAGCCACAGGUAUUCCUUUGCCAAGUCGGUUUGAGUUGUGUGCUGGUUGUGACCAGCUAUUUGGUUACUAACAUCUUGAAGAAAUCAUCCUCAUUUCUCAGUGUUAUUGGCUGCAUGGGGAUGCAGCAACUUCUCAAGGACAAGAUGUUUGCGAUGAUCAGGCAAAUCCCACCGAGGAAUUUCACAAGGAUGAACCCGAAUUUGAAAACCCUGAAGAAGCUGUCUCCGGCGAGCAAGAAGAAGCGAAACCUUCACCUGAGUUUGAGCAUAAUAAUCAGCAAGAUGCCGAAUCUGGGGAGUAUCAGUAUGGAAAUCGAAGGAAUUACCAGCACCAAAGAGGUGGUGGCCGUGGAAGCAGUGGUCGCAGGGGUUAUCCAAAUGGCCGUGGUGGCCGAGGCAGUGGCAGGGGAGGCGGUGGCUACCAAAAUGGUAGGAGCAACCAGUACUAUGACCAGCCAGGGAACUACUACCCAAGGAACUACAACAACAACCGAGGAGGAAGGGGCAGCAGCAGAGGUGGCGGCAAUGCAGGCCACCCUUACAACAACAAUGGCGCUGGCAAUGCCAGUGACAUGGGGGUGGCCUCGUGAUGAUGGUGGUAUGGUGAGCAAGUGAGCGAUGGCUGUUCUCUUGGGGUGUCGUAGUUUGUAGGUCGGUGCUGAAGAACCCAUAGUCUCCUCUUUCUCCAGAUUUUUUGGUUGUUGUUUGUCUCUGCUGCAGCUCUGAAACUUGCUUUUGAACAUGGGUUCGUUUCUAAUGUUGAUGAAUCUCACUGGCGCCCAUCAAAGGACACCCUAACUCCUCUGUUUUUGUAGCUCAGACUUUGGGACAAAAGGCCUGAUUGGUGAAAACUUCAUGGAAGAAAGGUCUUUUUGAUCGAUCUCUACUGCUGUUUUUUUUUUUUGUCGUCUAAGCAGGGAAUCAAUCCU